GACACGUGGUUCAUCUGCAGCUUCCUGUUUUGAGUUCUAACGGAGAGCUCGAGCGCCGCAAACAAAAGCGCACGAGCAUCCGACUAUUGAUCAUUCCUAUAAUCAGUUACCAGUCUAUUCUCAUUCCUACAGCCUAGUCGGACCAUUUAAUAUUAUAUCAUCUGAUCUAAAGCAGGAUUUUCUGAAGAGCUCGACUGAACAAUCCCCUCACUGAUGCUCAACUAGUGUUAUCCGUAACAAUAGACUGGACGGACACUGACAGCUGAAGCUCUGCUCUGGAGGCUGAGUUUGAGUCAGGACGAAUUGAACAGAAGACAGAGGAAUGUCUGCUAUGAAGACAGAAGAUGCUGCCAACGGCAAGAGCACCGCUAAUGGAGGAGGAGUCGUGUAUGAGGAAGGAGGCGUCACGGUCCUCAGUCCUACAGAUCUGUCUGAGAUGUUGGCAGCAGGAACCAAAGAAGUUCACGAGAAGGCCGAAAACACAGAGUUUGUCAAAGACUUCCUGAAGGGACGCAUCCGCAAGGAGCUCUUCAAGCUCGGCCAUGUGGCUUUAUACUUCACAUACUCUGCCAUGGAAGAGGAGAUUGAGAGAAAUAAAGAGCAUCCUCAGUUUGCUCCGCUCUACUUCCCUCAUGAGCUCCACCGGCGUGACGCUCUGGCUCGGGAUCUGGAGUUCUUCUACGGCGAGGACUGGCAGGAUCAGAUCAGUAUCUCUCCGGCCACUCAGCGCUACGUGGACCGCAUCCACCAGGUCGGCCAUGAGCAGCCCGCGCUUCUCGUGGCCCACGCUUACACGCGCUACAUGGGUGACCUCUCGGGCGGUCAGGUGCUGAGGAAGGUGGCCCAGCGCGCCAUGAAGCUGCCGCCCACAGGAGAAGGGCUGAACUUCUAUGAGUUUGAUGGCAUCCACAGUGCCAAGGCCUUUAAACAGCUGUACCGCAGCCGGAUGAACGAGCUGGAGCUGGACACGCACACCAAGGAGAAGAUCGUGGAGGAAGCCAUCCUGGCCUUUCAGUUCAACAUGGAGAUUUUCGGAGAACUAGAGGAGGUCGGAAAGACCCUUCAGGAUGAUGUUUUGGAUGCCGCUCCUGCUCAUGGAGAAAUGCAAGGAGACAUCAGUCAGUGUCCAUACUACGCUGCCAAAAUGGCUGCCAGUGGAGGAUCAUCUUACAUUUGUCAAAUGGCCAUGACCGUGCUUAAAAAUCCCUCCGGUCAAGUCCUAUUGGCCGCCUGGAUCGCUGCUCUAGCCGGAUUGGCUGCUUGGUACCUCAUGUGACCUCCUUUGACCCACUUAGUGCAUCCCAUUUGCCCCCUCGUUCUUGGGUAUAAUGUGAUUUCUUAUUAUAAUAAUAAUAAUAAUAAUGUAUGAACACAGACUAUUAAACGCAGGAUAGCAUAGAUUAUUGUGGCAGCCGUUACUGUUGCACCUGUCAGUGUUGAUGAAGUUAAGGGUGGAGAAACAUGCAGAGCGUUAUUUUUGUAGUUUUAUCGCAGUAUUGAGUCAUUUGGUGCAACGAGUACAAGGGGCCGAAACAUAUUCUACGCCAGUACGUGAACGUAAACGCAAGAUUGAUUACAUACGUCCUGGUAAUUGUGUUGCAUUCUCAUUCAUCACCAUAAGGGGCGCUAUAGAAUGUUUUAGAGCAAAUUGUCAGUUUUUUUGUUUUGAUGACAUCAACAUGUAAUGGAAACUCUAUCGCCCCCCCCUUGAGAACUGAGGUUUGAUGUCACCACAGUAACGCAUGUACAACAGGACAAGGCACUUGCAAAACAUUGUGUAGAAUAUGUUUAUAACAGGUUUGAUACAGAAAAGCACAUGGUUUUAUGGGCCCAUUUGUCAUGCAUGCUUUCAAAUGAGAUAUGCUAUGCAUACAUGCAGCAUUUACAAAGAAAAGCAGUACUUCUGACUACUGAGAUGCCCGGACAGUAAAUGACGGCCACAACGGUUAAUGAAGAAAAGCCUUUUUGAAGAGGUUUAGUAUGUAAAAGAUGGAAGAAUUGCACAUUAAGGUUACACAACAUGAUGUUACAGACUCUGAUUUUAGGGAUAUUCUACACAGAUGGUUAAAUGGGCCAGAAUGAACUGUUUUUACUAGUGGUUGACCGAAUUGAGUUUUUUAGUUGUGAUGAACACUGACCAAUGAUGAAGAUAAAUAUCUUUUUUAUAUAUUAUUAUUAUUAUUGUCUGUACAUAUUAUAUUAUGGUAACACUUUACAAUAAGGUCUAGUGUAUUAGUAAAUGCUGAUAUUUACAUUAACCAAGAUCAGUAAAUGGUAUUUUCCCAUGUUAAUGAGGUCAUGACAUGGGUUUUUUUGGUGCGUUUACACUUGUAUUUCGGUUCGUUUGGUCAGGAUCAAACAAAAAACACAUGGUCCACUUAGCAUUAAGAUUGGCAUUUUUUUUUAUCACCAAACCUAAAGAUACCGAACCUAAAGGUCAGCUUUUAUUACAUAUUCCCUAAUUUGAGAUGGAACUUACCGAACACCCCCAAAAAUGCUAUGCUUUCACACCUUCCUCAUUUUGUUGUCCCCCUUGGUGUGGUUAAUUUGGGCAGGUGUGAAUGCAGCAAUCGCACUUGGGUGUGCAGCAGAAGCGGAUCAAACAAGCGUACCGAGACCUUAUUGAAGAAGUGGUUUUGGUACACUUUCAAACGAACUCUGGAGGGGUUCACUUCAAUCUGGACCAACAAACCAAAAGAUAUCAUAAUUCAUAACGAGAAAUGUGUUAUAUAAAAAGCAGUAGUGUCUGAUUCGGUGAGUGAGCACAUUAGUUGCUGUAAUUGAACACCAAAAAUCUCCUCUUCAUCUUAAAAUGUUGUGUAAUUGCGCUCCUCCAUGUGAGAGCGCUGUCCCAACAAAGCCCUGAUUCCCGCUCUAGCUGCAUUGUAACAUUCAUAUACGGUCUCGACACAGCCUAUUAGACAGAGAUCCAGAGAGAGCACAUUUGAAUUUUUCACAGUAUUAAUACGAAUGUAGUACAUAAUUUAACAGCUGGAAUGAUGGCUACAUUCGUACAGUGUUAGUAAGCUAACUUGUCAAUCAUUUUAAUGGAUGACACAGAGGAAACUCUGGCCAAUAAGAGGACAGUUGUACUCGCAUAUGACUUGCAUAAACAUAUUUUGGCAUGCUUUGAAAUAUUGCCUUGUGAAAGCAAACUGAACCAAGAAAGAAAUGCAACAUUGUAACAAAUUUAAUUCUUGUUGCAGAACAAAACAAACAAUUCAUAGUUGUGAAAAUGCCUUUAUUCAAAUGAACCGCACUAACAGAGCAAUCACACCAUUUGUGAACUCAAAUAUGUUCCUUAUUAAUAGGGUUUUUUGCACAAAAAUAAGUUUCUUUAUGAACUCAAUACAUUUCUUUAUGAACUCUCCAUUACACUGUGCCUCGCUGACAAAAUAAUAUGCUCUGAACAAACAUAUAAUCCUCCAAUGUGAUUCAGGACACUUGUUUCUGACUUUGGGAUCCUUCUAAAGUCUUCACAGAGACGCAAACAAUCUGUUUAAACUGAAUGUGUCAAAGCAAACGUUCUUUCACUCUUCCAUUUGUCCUGUUUUUUGCAGAAGUGAAGUGAAGACAGUGUCCGUGACUAUAAUGGCUUCUAUUUGCUUUAGACGGGACACUCACAUCCAGUGUAGGCAAACUAAGUUUAAGUGACCGAACAGCAGUGGACGGGCCUGUGAUGCGAUGAUGUAAAACUAUUCGUCGAUGUCUUGCUCUGGAUUGUGACAUCACAGAUCCCGCUAUAUCAAAACGAGCCAUUUUUAGAGUUUGAUUAAAUGAAUGCUUUGUUUAUAAUGAGGAUGUUUUAAACUAUGAAAUUGCUGGAUGUAUUAAUGGUACAAAUACCUCUUAUAUGUCAAAAGAUUAAGGCAAAUUUUACUUCCCUUGUCAUGACCUCUUUAACUAACAAAUGAAACCUCAUUGUAAAGUGCUACUAUAUAUAUAUAUGUAUGUAAACAAUAUGCUGAUAUAUCAGUCCAUCACUGAUUAUCACUCACGGCUCUGAUGAACAAUUAUCAGAUAUAUUAAGUAUUUGAAUGCAAUUUAAACAAGGGAACAGUACUGAAUUAGUACAGUUUACUGUAUUUGUACAAGCUAGAAUUAACAUCUGUGAUCUGACUUACAGUAUGACAUUAUUAACAUUUAUGGAUGCAAUAAUUUCUUGAGUCUUUUUUAUGCGACUUUUAAUGCAUAUUAACAGUUUUGUUCCCCUCGAAGACCAUAGCAUGUGCAAUGUUCACCAAGACACUGUGACAUGAUGCAUUUGAGAAGGAUUAUGGGGGAUUGUGUAUCUGGCAUGUGUCUGUUAACUAAAGGUGUUUUUCUCAGAUUGUCAGAAAGGUGUGUGUUUCAGAAGUCUAGUUUUGUAUAAGAGCUAACACGUCUUUAUACUGAUGAAUAAUGUUCUUGAAGAGUGUUUCAUGUACUACCAAAAGCUGAGGGGCUGAACAUUCACAUGACAUUUUGAACCAAAGGAAAUGUUACUUUGUUACAUUACUAAUCGAAUCAUGAAACAGAUGGGCAUGUAUGUGAAGUGUUUUGAAUUAAUGGUUGUGAUUGGGUUUUAUGCAGAUCAUUUAAUUAGAUUAUUUUGUGUUUUGAGUAACUGACAGGUUUUUUGAAGCACUGGGAGACUUUGAGAGGAAUGGAGUGGUGUUGAUAUACAGUACAGUGAUAUGAUUUGUGUAGUUAUUUUAAAUUUCCUUAUUCAUUUUAAGGUUUAGAACAGUUUUUUUUUUUUGUUGUUUUUUAAUUAAAAAUCCCUUUUUUAUUUGUUUCAAUUGUUCCAUCUAGCUCUUUUCACUGUAAUGAGUAAUAAAUUCACAACUGCA
This is a messenger RNA of Megalobrama amblycephala (Wuchang bream), 4832 nucleotides long. RefSeq names its product heme oxygenase 2b (gene hmox2b). The record is from RefSeq and is a predicted model, not a curated record. Bases 323 to 1276 code for a protein of 317 amino acids. Gene Ontology annotation, molecular function: heme oxygenase (decyclizing) activity; heme binding. The transcript is spliced from 7 exons. Gene Ontology annotation, biological process: response to oxidative stress; heme catabolic process; heme oxidation. NCBI's taxonomy places the organism in Eukaryota, Metazoa, Chordata, Actinopteri, Cypriniformes, Xenocyprididae.